UCCUUUAUUCAAAAAAUACAGGCACAUUCUCAUCAAACUAGGUUACGACAUAUAAAUCCAUAAACGGUUUUUAGGGGACCGCCUAUAAAUUACGUACGUACGUACGCAAGAAUCUCAACCUGAAUAACUAAUCUGUUCUCUACAAGUACAUUUACGAAUGUAUGUACGUGUAAAACAGUAACGCUGAAAUUUUUUCAGCUUAAGCUCUAUUUCACCUUCAUAGACAUCUAGUAUUCCUGUACAAAAUUUGUGGAUGACCCCUAACUACAAAGAAAAAAAAACUAAUCAAAACGCAAAAAGAACCCUUGCAUGAAUAUGCAGCUAUUUGUGCAGAAUUUAUAAAUGCAAUUAUAAUUUAUAAAUUUAUAAAUUUAGAAUUAAUUUGUAAAAACGUGUUCAGAAAAUUCACAAAAACCUAGCGCAAUUAAUUUCGUAACUAAUUUAAUUUAAUAAUAUACAGGUGUUUACAUCAAAAUCCGGAGGGUUGGCAAAAUUAUCUGUUUCUCUGGCCAAGAGUUGCGCGUCUCCUGGAGACAUGAUAUCUUUUUCGGUCCUUAUCGAGAACGGGUUAAGACUUCCGUUGGGUUCGGUGAAAAUGGUGUUCCAACAGAACGUCAGCUAUGCUUUCGGUUGCACAAAGCUAUUCUCGAAACAGAUGCAGGACCAAGAAAUUGUAGUACUUCAACAAGAGGAAGGACCAUUAAUUCCACCCGGCCCAAAGCGGGUAAUUUCAUGGGCAUGCAAUUUCAAAGUUCCACACAGCCCUCCCUCAAAUUUGGGGGCCGCUGGGUGCAAUCUCAUCAAAUUGACGUAUUGCAUAAUUGUUACGGUUGCUAAAUUUGUCAAUUUGCAAAUAGUUGUCCCCAUUCACGUCGGAACGCCUGUACGAGAUGACACCGUAAACUGGGAGGAAGUCUCCCUCGCCUACGGGGCCCACUUGCGACGCAGCCUUUCCGAACAUUCCCUGGCGGCUUGGACGACAUCCGAUACGUCCUCGUCCUCAUGGUCUUUGAUGGACAGUGGUGAUGAUGCUGACCGUACAGCGUGUGCCUCCUCGACCCAGGGUUGACGUCUAUAAUUCUCAGUGUUAAUUCUUA
Folsomia candida is the source of this 1097-nucleotide messenger RNA. RefSeq lists its product as uncharacterized. The coding region runs from base 536 to 1069 and encodes 177 amino acids. The transcript is spliced from 4 exons. NCBI's taxonomy places the organism in Eukaryota, Metazoa, Arthropoda, Collembola, Entomobryomorpha, Isotomidae. The record is from RefSeq and is a predicted model, not a curated record.